Messenger RNA from Spodoptera littoralis (African cotton leafworm), 1158 nucleotides. The record is from the annotation of a GenBank genome assembly. Lineage: Eukaryota; Metazoa; Arthropoda; Insecta; Lepidoptera; Noctuidae.
AUGAAAAAAAUAAUCAUAGCCAGAAAAAUGAAUAAACAAACAGAUAAUACUGCAGAUCAGAUGUUCUGCGUCCAAGAAAAAGAAAGAGCAUCAUUCUCAUCAGACAAAGACCCGUUAAGUAUAACUCAAACAGACUCCGAAGAGGAUGAACCGGAAGCAAAAAGAAUAAAAUACUCCCCGUUGAACCUGCAGGUCUACCAAAUACCAACAUUCAACACACCGAAGUCACUAUCCAUAUACCCAACGAAUACACUACCAAAUUUUGUGAACAAUCCAUUAAACCUAGCCAAUCCGUUGUCCUUUGCAACGACAAGACCACAGAAUGGGGAGGCUUUAGUAAAAAAUUUACAUAAUAGAUACUCCUUGCCUGCCAAGUUGACUAUAACUCCAGUUGUCAAUGGUGAAGUUGUUCGGUAUAAGAAAAAUGGGGAGAUUGCCAAAAAACGUGGGCCUCCGAAGGGGUACAAGAGAAAACCUAAGGCGGAGAAGCUGGAGCUGUCGCAGAGUUUCAAUGGAAAUUUGCAGUCAACAGCACUCCAGACUCAGAAUACCAUACUAUCAAGCCUCCUAGCCGCGAACAACACAACUAUAACGGGCGUCGCAGUGCCAACACCCAUACUGCCUGCCCCGGAACCUGUACAGGAGAUCAAGGUGCCUGAAGGUACAGAGCUGGUGGAACUGCUGCUAGACCCUGAGGACUGGUUUCCGACGGAGCCCUAUAAGAUGGUGUUCAGUCGCAAGAAGAACCCCAAAUGGAAAAACUUCCCUUACCAGUGUGAACACUGUUUUAAAGGUUAUCGCGUAGCCUCAACACUAAUAACGCAUGCGGCGGAGCGCCACGGUUGCGUGCCGAAGGACUUCGCGAUCCCUUGCCCAUGCUGCCCACACGUGUCCACGCGAAGGAAACAUCACAAGAAACAUCUGGAAACCCAUGAGAGUCGGAGACAUAGGAUAUUUUGUCUAUACUGUCUACCACCACACGAUCCAUCAGAACCAUUCGUAAAAGAACCGCAGAAAUACCCUUUCGACAAGUAUCCUCAAUUCUGGUAUGCGUCCGAAGAGUCUCUCCGGCUCCAUAAGAAAAGGAAGCACCCUUAUUCCGGCAUGUUUAACGUAAGCUGGUUUGGCACGUGGCGAGACGCAGUCCCUAACAGCUAA